GUUCUGUGGUCUUAACAGCGAGGUUACCAACGGUUUUUCCGCCUGAUAUUUUUUUAAUCGCUUGCUUGCCUAUUGCCUGAACAUUUGAGCUCUACCGUGUUUCCACUGAAUAUUUUGAGAAUUUAAUUAUUGAUAUUCUGAUUUUUUGCUUAAUUGCUCAAAGAUUUGUGCUCCAAGUUGUUAACGAUAUUUUUGAGAAUUUGGGAGUUUUUUCAAGCAAUUUUCAUUGCUCUAUUUUAUAGCUGUUUGUAAUUCAGGAGUUUCUUCAAAUUGAAGCAAUUUUCAUUGCUUCAAUUUAUAAUAACUAUUUGUAUCUAAGCUUUCAGGAAAUAGAUAUUCGAACAUGGAUGGAGAAAACGAUAAACUGAUUUGUCAAAUAUGUGGAAAGAAAUACUCCAGUAGUUCCGCGAAAUAUCGUCAUUUGAGAGAGGUUCAUAAUGAGGAACCUCCUGCUAAACAGACGGUGCAUAUUAAAUGCCCCAUUUGCCCUCAAGAAGAAAAAGUGGCUCUCGAGUCUCAUGACAUGUUGAUUCACCACUUUCAGCAGAUUCAUUCUCUGAGUAUCAAGACAUCAUUUUUAACUUUCAAGAAUGAAGAAGAAUUCGAGAAAUGGCGAGCACUUGAUAACAGAGAUGUGAAUUACGUAAAACGAAGAGAUCGAAAAAUCAGUGAUGGACAGGUGGUAUAUUAUGAAUGCAAUCGUAGUUAUUAUUCAGGAUAUACUAGCCAGUGUAAGAAACGCAGGUUGAAAACUGGGGGAAGUAUCAAAAUCUCUGGUUUCUGCCCUUCUAGAAUUCGUGUAAAGAUAUGUAGUACAGUUAUUGAAUAUGUUCAAGCUGUAUAUGUUAAAUUUGUUGAAACGCAUGUUGGUCAUGACAAUCUAUUGCGAUCUAAACAUUCGACAAAGGACCAUCAGGCUAGUAAAUUGGCAGCUGGAGUCACUAAAGAAAGGAUUUUGGAAGAUGCAAGAACUGUAACAAACAAUAAGCUAGAAGGAAUUAAUGUUCUUGAAAGGGCAGAAAAGAGGAGACAUGAUGACGACUUGGUUGCCACCAAUUUGAAAAUGUAUUUUCAGAUUGUCAAAGGUGAAUCAAGUCAAAUUUCAAAUGAUCCGAUAGAUUCAACAGAUUUCGAUUUGAUUGUAGGCUGUAUUAGAACAAGCUAGAACGCAGCUUGGUUUAUUGGAUGAGGGUACCCUUCGUAACAUGGCAAAAAUGAUUAGGGACGCUUAUAACUUGCAAUGUUCUACCAGCAAAUAAAAAGUAAUCAAGUUGCACAAUUGUGGAGUCGAAAGGUUUAUCGUCCACGGAGAAAUUUCUCAAAG
Molecule: messenger RNA, 1324 nt
Organism: Coccinella septempunctata (seven-spotted ladybird)
Lineage: Eukaryota; Metazoa; Arthropoda; Insecta; Coleoptera; Coccinellidae
Exons: 6
Coding region: 344-1165 (273 amino acids)
Source: RefSeq, a predicted model, not a curated record